ACCGAAAUUAUGUAUUUAAAAAUUUCGAUUACAUGAUAAUUAAAAUGAUCAAUAAAUUAAAGUACUGAAUGUAGUUAAUAGACAACUGUACAAUUUAAUUUAAUUAUAAAUUCAAAUAAAUAAAAUUGGUUACUGUGCAAAUUAAAUUUUAUUUUUAUUUUUGUUGAUCAUAUUUUUUGGUUAUAUGUAUGUUUAUUUGCUGUACUAUAAUACUGUGUACUUUAAUGAAAGUUAGUUUAAUUAGGUAGUAAAAAAUUUUAUUUUAAAUUAAAUGAUAGCUGUCAUUAAUUUUAAAAAAUUCAAACAUGUGGUCAACAAUCACAAGGACACUGAGAACUGCAAUCGAACCGACUCAUUUGUCAAAAUUUGAGUUCCACAAAUCAGCAUGUAGACUCGUAGAGUCUGUGGUCCUGAGGGAGAGCAUAAGCAUUAAGAAAUCCAAAGGUUUCAGUGAAGAUGAGGAAUCAUUGAUUGUCGCAACGAUAAAUAAGUGCACAGAGACAGAUUUUAAUAAGUAUGAUAUUAAAAAAUCUGAAUUAAAAAGACUUAUGGCCUACAAAGAGAAGCAUGGAAAAUUUAAGACGUUCAAUGACAUACUUGUCAUCCAAGAUGUGCCUUCGUUGGUGAGAUUAUGCAGGUCAAUAUUGGACGGUGGUAAAAGAAAAGUGAUAAUUAAAUCAACUGGACCUUCUAAAUGCACGACUAUGCCCGCAAUAGAUAAAAUUACUAAACAAAGUAUCAACACCAUCGUGGGAAUACGAAUCUGGGGAAACAUGAUAAGUUGGGCAGUACUAGAUGAUAAAAAAUUGAUUCAGUGGGAAUGCCAGACAUAUGAAAGUCCACCGAAGUCAAAUUUGGUUCCUUUGAUUAAUAUGAUUAUUAGUAUAAUAGAUAGAAUACCAAAUGCAGAUGCUUAUGUCAUGGAAGCUGAACCCUAUGCAAUGAUAAGCAAAUUAAAAGCUGGUGCUUAUCAGUAUCAUGUGCAGCGCCAGCAAGUCAUUGCAACCGUUGUCAGCAUCUUGGGCAUGCGGCGACUAUUGAAUGCCAGCAAUGACAGCACUGCUACUGAUAACGGAAAAAUAAAUAAUUUUUACACGCUAGCACCUCUGUCUUCAGCCAAACGGUUCAACUUGAUUGUCGCUAACGACAUAAUGUCCUCGGAAUCUCUUAUCCAAGAUAUUUUGGAAGGCAACGUGCAUAGUAAAAGUUCGGACUUUCCUCAAAUUACAGUCAAUGCAAAUGUGAUAAUUGGUUACAAAUCGUACGACUACAAGUAUAGGGAGCAGCUUCAUUCAGCUUUGCUGAUUACUUUUGCUUUUGCUGACAUAAUUUACGACGAUGCUGAGACCCAAGCCAAACAAGAUUAAAAACUGAAAUCCUGUAAAUAAUUUUUGUAAUUAAUUAAAUAAAUAUUAAUUAUAAGGUAAUUAAAUAAAUUUAUAAAAUACAGAUCCAG
Molecule: messenger RNA, 1456 nt
Organism: Microplitis demolitor
Lineage: Eukaryota; Metazoa; Arthropoda; Insecta; Hymenoptera; Braconidae
Product: transcription elongation factor, mitochondrial
Exons: 3
Coding region: 306-1367 (353 amino acids)
Biological process (GO): transcription elongation by mitochondrial RNA polymerase; mitochondrial transcription
Cellular component (GO): mitochondrial nucleoid
Molecular function (GO): DNA polymerase processivity factor activity
Source: RefSeq, a predicted model, not a curated record